Messenger RNA from Alternaria ventricosa, 1605 nucleotides. RefSeq lists its product as uncharacterized. Gene Ontology annotation, molecular function: zinc ion binding; DNA binding. Gene Ontology annotation, biological process: DNA-templated transcription. Bases 1 to 1605 code for a protein of 534 amino acids. Lineage: Eukaryota; Fungi; Ascomycota; Dothideomycetes; Pleosporales; Pleosporaceae. The transcript has a single exon. The record is from RefSeq and is a predicted model, not a curated record.
AUGUACCACCUCUCUGACAGCUUGGCUAAUACAGUGUCAGAAUUUGGAUUGACGUGCGAGUACAUACGUGAGCGCAAGAAACGCGGAAAGGCAUCGCGGAAGGAUCUUGCCCAACAACAGGCUGCGACCGCCGCAGGAGGCACUGGUGCGCCGAAGUCUGAGGAUUCCAGCACCCCGCAAUCGUCGGAGAAAGCUACCGAGUCUGUUCACGGCAAUAGUCCUAAGCUUCCUGAAGGUCAGCGCUCUCUGCCUGAGCUACCUGGUCGAUCGGCCAGUAUUGCGACAACACGACCCGAGAUGGAUACCGCGUCGAUGUAUCAGAACAGGACGAUGAGCAUGGGUGCAAUCGACACUAUGCCAGAAUCUGAUAUGCACCAUCAAAUGACCGAGAGCAUGCAAUCUAUGCAUCCUAUGCAGCCGCCCCGAUUACAGACUCAAGGGCUGUCUAUGCACAACCCCAUGCCCGAGUACACGUCAAUGGAGGAGUACCACCGGAGCCUUACCUAUCAGUCACCACUCCAGAUGAUGCAACCUGGAAUGCAGCCCGUUGUACCUUCGCACGGCCAUGGGAUGGAGUACUCUGACAGCCCCUACAGUAUGAUGAGCCCACAAAGCGCACAUACACAAGCACCCACGAAUACCUUCAGGAUGCCCGAAGAGACAUCCAACAUGGGUUACAUGCCUCAAUCACCAGUUGAUGGAUCGCCUGGUUGGAUGCUGCCUUCACCUUCUACAACGAUGUACUCUGGCGCACAACAUCAGAAUCCCUCUCAGCAGUUGAGAUACCCUGUCUUGCAGCCGUUAGUACCACAUCUCGCAAAUUUCAUGCCGAUUUCACUAGCUUGCGACUUACUAGAGCUCUAUUUCCAGAGUUCAUCAACUGCGUUUAUGCAACCAGUCUCCCCUUACGUACUAGGCUACGUCUUCCGAAAGCGCUCUUUCCUCCGCACCAACAACCCUCGCGUGUGCAGCCCAGCACUGUUGGCAAGUAUGCUCUGGAUUGGCUGCUUGACAAGCGAAUCUCCAUAUCUUUCCUCGUCGCCAUCUGCGCGGAGCCAAUUAUCGGAGAAACUUAUCAACCUGACGAUCAGUCUCUUGAAGCCUCUUGUGCAUCAACAUCCAGGUGGUUCCGAUACCAGUCCGACGGCUUUCAACGGCAACGGGCUGAUCAAUGGUGUCACCAUGGGUGGUUUUGGUAUGCCCACACAAGAUUCCGACAUUGGUUUGCGUAAGUUACCAACCAUGUUCAGUUUUGCGGAGUUCCCUUCACUAACACGAUUAUCAACAGCGGGAGCACCAGGAGGCCUUGACGACGUAGCAACCUACAUGCACUUGGCCAUAGUGAUCUCGGCCAGCGAGUACAAGGCUGCAUCACUCCGCUGGUGGAACGCCGCCUGGUCACUGGCUAGGGAGCUUAAACUUGGCAAGGAAGUGCCUGUAACACCGCCUCCCGAGCCGAACGACGAAGAUGCACCAGGAGACCUCGAUGCGGAACACAUGGGCGCAGGGUACCCGACCAGUCACCACACAUCCAUGGACUUCACAGAAGAGCAAAGAGAAGAGCGCAGACGUAUAUGGUGGCUGCUGUUCACUGUUGAUCGGUAA